AUGCAAAUGCAUGCAAUAAUGCAUGCAUAAACAUCAUCAUCAUCAUCUAUAAACAUCUAUGAUUGCAUAGCAGCAAAAUCUACCGAAUCUGAUGUUCUCUGAAGAAAAUGGGAAAUAUUUCUUCCAACAGAUGAGCUAUAAAUCGACUGUGCUGACAGAGGUUUUGACCCUCUGUACUGAGCACUGCAUUGCCUUGCUGUAGCUUUUAGACUGGACCUGCUCAGCCUCAGUCAGUGACUGUCAUCAUGGAGGAAAAGCAGAUGACUGUAGCCGAGUGAAGAGGACUAAACGCUGCACCCCGCCGCAUCCCAGCCUUUGUUUCUCCUGUUAUUAUUCGAAAUCGGCGAUCACCACAGAGACACCACCGAAAACACCUGAGGGCUGACAGCCGCCAAAAUGAAGCAUUUUCUCAGAGUGGUGACCCAGUUCUUUGUGUUCCUCUACUGUAAAUUACUGUGGCGCGGCCUCAAGUUUGUCGUCAGGAAGUUUACGGGACGCUGUGAGCUGCAGAGGAUCUGCUACAACAACAAGCAUGGAGCCCGCAGGACCCUCAAGAUAGAGUCGUCUCUGCGCUACUCCAAGAAUGGGCUGCUGCAGUCUGCCCUCAGUGUCCAUCCUGAUAAAGUGGAGAAGACCAUUGAUGACAUCAUGGCCUUGAAGAAGAUUAACCCUGACACCAACCCACAGCUGGGCAUCUCUCUGCAGGCCAGCCUGCUGCAGAUCGUGGGCUACAGGAGCCUGGUGAUGGAGGUGGAGAAGCUGCGCAGGGAGCCUUAUGACUGUGAAAAUGCUGAGCACGAGGAUACGCUGAUGAAGCUAUGGAAGGAGCUGCGUCCUGACACACCUCUCACGGGCCGCAUCUCUAAACAGUGGUGUGAGAUCGGUUUCCAAGGCAGUGAUCCCAAGACUGAUUUCAGAGGCAUGGGCCUACUGGGCCUGCAUAACCUGCUGUAUUUUGCAGAACACGACAAGGCGACUGCUCUGCAGAUGCUCAACGACUCCCUGCAACCAAAGCACAAGAGCACACACCGAAAGCCAAGUGAAAUAAACAAGCCUGAAUGGGAACAGAAGAACCUUGACAAAGCUAUCGGUUAUUCUUUUGCCAUCGUGGGCAUCAACAUCACAGACCUGGCCCACUCUCUGCUGGUGAGCGGAGCCCUGAAGACUCACCUGUACAACGUGGCCCCGGAGAUGCCCAGCCUGCUGCACUUCCAGCAGACUUUCUGUUACCUGAUGCAGGAGUUCCACCGUUUCUGGAUCGAGGAGGAUCCCAGCGACAUCAUGGAGUUCAACCGGGUCCGCUCCAAGUUCCACCGGAGGAUCCUGCGGCAGCUGAAGAACCCGGACAUGGCUCUGUGCCCCCACUUCUCCGCCUCCGACCUCCACCUGGUCAACCUCUAAACACACACUCCUGACUCCUGUGACACC
Seriola dumerili (greater amberjack) is the source of this 1428-nucleotide messenger RNA. It is a transcript of the gene elmod1, whose product is annotated as ELMO domain containing 1. NCBI's taxonomy places the organism in Eukaryota, Metazoa, Chordata, Actinopteri, Carangiformes, Carangidae. The coding region runs from base 397 to 1401 and encodes 334 amino acids. The record is from RefSeq and is a predicted model, not a curated record. The transcript is spliced from 12 exons. Gene Ontology annotation, molecular function: GTPase activator activity.